Molecule: messenger RNA, 2287 nt
Organism: Zophobas morio
Lineage: Eukaryota; Metazoa; Arthropoda; Insecta; Coleoptera; Tenebrionidae
Gene: Acadvl
Product: very long-chain specific acyl-CoA dehydrogenase, mitochondrial
Exons: 8
Coding region: 307-2199 (630 amino acids)
Molecular function (GO): very-long-chain fatty acyl-CoA dehydrogenase activity; flavin adenine dinucleotide binding; fatty-acyl-CoA binding
Source: RefSeq, a predicted model, not a curated record
CACAAAGGUGUCGCUUCUAGUAUCUUCUGUGGAUCUCCGCCGCUACAAUGUUUCUCCACUGGCUCUACUUUGCUUCAAUUUGACGUUCAAGAACAUUUUAAACAAACCAAAAUUUGGGACACUUGUGUCUAUGAAUCUGCAUAUAGUCAAUAAAACAACCGAAGUACGAAGUCCAAAGUUCAGAAGAAAGUGCCUUAAAUACAUAAGCCUGAAUUGUUUCUGUUUUGACGUAUGAACCCCAAGUGUAGACCGUGUACUCUCGUAGUAGUGUGAUUUCCGUGGUGUGUAAUUAUUUUAGUAUUAAAUAUGUUCCGAAUUGCCAAGUGUUGUGUUCAAAAUGAGAGCAAACUUUACAACGCAGCCCUCAGGAGGUUUAUUAGUACUACCUCUGUCCAAUGUAAGACUGUACAAAACGCUGAUAAAUCAUCACCAACUCAGGCCGAAAAUCACUCUUUUGUAAUGCACUUAUUUCGGGGGCAAAUUGAAAGUCGCCAGGUUUUUCCUUAUCCGAAUGUUUUAACAGACGAACAGCGGGAGACUCUCAAUAUGCUUGUAGACCCAACUAGGAAGUUUUUCGAGGAAGUGAACGAUGCCGGAAAAAACGACCAAAUUGAAAAAGUUGAAGAAAAAUCCCUAGCCGCCUUGUGGGAGCUAGGGGCUUUCGGCUUACAAGUGCCUCAAGACUAUGGCGGUUUAGGCCUAACUAACACACAGUACGCCAAAUUAACAGAAAUUGUGGGAGCGAAUGAUUUGGGGGUUGCGGUGAUGUUAGGCGCCCAUCAGUCCAUUGGUUUCAAGGGAAUUUUGCUAGUUGGGAGCCCUGAACAAAAGGCCAAAUAUUUCCCAAGGGUCACGUCAGGCGAAUUUGCCGCCUUUUGCCUGACAGAACCUUCCUCAGGAUCCGACGCGAGCUCCAUAAGAUGUCGUGCUGUGCAGUCCCCCGACGGCAAACACUACAUCCUCAACGGCUCAAAAAUCUGGAUAAGCAACGGCGGCAUCGCCGAAAUCAUGACCGUCUUCGCCCAGACCCCCGUGACUGACGCCAAAACUGGCAAAACCGUCGAUAAAGUGACAGCUUUCAUCGUCGAACGAUCAUUUGGUGGGGUCACCAACGGCGCCCCCGAGAAAAAACUAGGGAUUAAAGCGUCAAACACCGCGGAAGUGUUCUUCGAAGAUGUCAAAAUUCCGGUGGAGAAUGUCUUAGGAGGGGUAGGAAACGGCUUCAAGGUGGCUAUGAACAUCUUGAAUAACGGACGGUUCGGUAUGGCGGCGGCCAUGUCGGGAACCAUGCGCGGCUGUAUUAAAAAAGCAGUCGAAUUCGCCACACAACGAAAGCAAUUCGGCCACACAAUCGACUCCUAUGGGACCACCCAGGAAAAAUUCGCGCGGAUGGCGAUGCUCCAGUACGUUACGGAGUCCGUCGCGUUCAUGAUUUCGGCGAAUAUGGACGCUGGGUCGAAGAAUUAUCACCUGGAGGCGGCCAUUUCGAAGUGUUUUGCAUCGGAGGCCGCUUGGUACGUGUGUGAUGAAGCUAUCCAAAUAAUGGGUGGUAUGGGGUACAUGAGGGAAACCGGUCUGGAACGUGUUUUGCGAGAUAUUAGGAUAUUCCGAAUUUUUGAGGGCACAAAUGACAUUUUGCGUCUCUUCGUCGCUUUGACUGGUAUCCAGUACGCCGGGGCGCACCUAAAAGAAUUACAAAACGCGUUUAAGAAUCCCACUGCUAACUUAGGUUUGAUUUUUGGGGAAGCGUCAAAGCGGGUUGUGCGUAAGGUGGGGUUAGCGUCACCUCCGGCCAUGGAUCACUUGGUGCACAAGGAUUUGGCCCCGUUGUCUAACGUAGUGGCUAAAAAAAUCGACGCGUUUGGACAAGCUGUCGAAAUGGUUUUAAUAAAAUACGGAAAGAGUAUAGUUAAUGAGCAAUUCAUUUUGAAUAGGUUGGCCAACGCUGUUAUAGAUAUUUAUACGAGUACGGCGGCUCUAUCAAGGGCUACUGCGUCGCUUAACAACGGUCUUCCAACUGCCAAUCACGAGAAACUAAUGACGGAGGCUUGGAUUUUGGAAGCCAGUGAUAGAAUCGAUAAUAAUUUAAAAGCUAUUGCCAGUGGUAAAAGCUUAGACAAUUUUACGAAGUUGACUAGUAUUGCAAAGACUGUUUGCGAGGCAAAUGGAGUCGCACAACUCAAUCCCUUAAAUUUAUAAACUAUUUAUUUUUAUACAAACAUUGUCCACAAUAUUUUUAUGUUAAGAUUGUUAAAGAUUUUGUAAUAAAACUUUACACUAUUACUUA